Trichoplusia ni (cabbage looper) is the source of this 3533-nucleotide messenger RNA. RefSeq names its product pre-mRNA-processing factor 39 (gene Prp39). The transcript is spliced from 17 exons. Gene Ontology annotation, molecular function: protein binding. Lineage: Eukaryota; Metazoa; Arthropoda; Insecta; Lepidoptera; Noctuidae. The record is from RefSeq and is a predicted model, not a curated record. Gene Ontology annotation, biological process: mRNA 5'-splice site recognition; RNA processing. Bases 211 to 3234 code for a protein of 1007 amino acids. Gene Ontology annotation, cellular component: commitment complex; U2-type prespliceosome; U1 snRNP.
AAUCGUAACACCACAGAGUACGAAAAAUAAUAUGCCCGGUGGCUUGCACGAUCCUUAAUCGCUACGGGUUUUAGCUACUGACUCUGUUGUUCUUUUUCACGUUUGUGUUUGAUUUGUGCGUCGUUAGAUUGUUUUAAACUUUAAUUCGUUAUUGUUUUAUGAUUAAAGCAUUGUUAUAAGGUGUAGUUUAUAUUGUCUAAGUACACUAAAAUGGAUGAUGAGGCGAGUUCAGAUUUGCAGAAGUGUCUGUCCGACGGACCCAUGGAUACGGACGAAGGACCAUUGAUAAAUGAAAAUUCGAAUGGAUUAUCGCAUUUGUUGACGGAGGGGGAGUUCAACAGUGUCGAGGCGGCGGUGGACGAGUCAUCUACUUCGAAUCAAGGUUUCCUCAAUGCGGUGGAGCUGUCUGCGGGUAGCGUUGGCGACUACCUGGACACCAACACAGAUGGGUUCAACACUGACCCUUUCGAUGUGGGCGAUAAUGCAGUCACAUUCCCCAGUGACUCGCUCAAUAACGUGCUCACCGACGGCGACUCGCUUCUUAGUGACGCAGCGUAUAAGGCCUCCUCUGAUACUGAUGGUGAUGUUACAGAAAGUCAGAAGGCGACGGUGGAUACUGACUUUGAAGUGUCUGAGAUAUCUGAUGCUGGCUAUUCAAUGCCAGCUGACGACAUGACACAAAACAAAACAGAUGGCAGUGCAGGAGAUGCAGUUGAGACAGUGGGUAUUAAAGUUGAAGAAGCUGUAGAAACUCCUCUAGAAAAGAUGGAAGACUCAAGCAAUGAUGAGCAGAUAAGAGCUUCAAUAAAAGAAGAGACUUUGGAUCAAAAUCACAUUCUGAAGAAUGAAAAAGAUGAUUAUGAAGAUGGAAAAGAAGAUAAUAAAGAUAUUCCCAAAGCUGCUAUAAAAACUGAUAUAGUUUUAAAACAAGAAAAUGAUGUUAAAGCUGAUGUUGAAGAUGGGAAUGCUGUGGACACUGGCAUUUUAGUUAAGGAAGAAACUGCUACUCCUACCAAAAAAAGUAACAAGGUGGGAGGGGCUGAAGAAACUGAAGUAGUUUCGGAAGAUGAAUUACCUGAGGUUCAGAAACCCAGCAUAAAAGAUGCUGAGAAUGUCUCAGACGAUGAACUUCCCGGACCAAAACCUGCUGAACUUCCUGCUGACACCGAGGUCGUGUCAGAGGACGAACUGCCGUCUUCGAAGAAAGAAUCAAAGGAAUCACGUAAGCGGAAAACUGAAGAUGAUCCAGAUGGCUACGACCCUGGUUCACCAACAUCCGAGAGUGAAUCGUCCAACAAGAAACAAGCUGUUGCAAAGAAUGGAGAGAGUAAACCUAUACCAGCUGAGAAAAGAACUUCGAUUGAUGAAAAACCAAAAAAGAAAACAUUGCCUGAGCUGGACAAAUAUUGGAAAGUAGUGAAUGAUGACCCUACCGAUUUCACUGGCUGGACAUACUUGCUGCAAUAUGUUGACCAAGAGAGCGACGUGGAGGCGGCUCGCGAGGCCUACGAUGCCUUUCUGUCGCACUACCCGUAUUGUUAUGGUUACUGGAGGAAAUAUGCAGACUAUGAGAAACGCAAAGGCAGUAAAAAGAAAUGCCUAGAAGUUUUGGAAAGAGGCCUCAAAGCCAUCCCACUGUCUGUGGAUUUAUGGAUACACUUUUUAAAUCAUAUAAAGGCAACGAGAACGGAAGAUCAUGCCUUCAUUCGAUCUCAAUAUGAGAGGGCUAUAGAGGCGUGUGGUCUAGAGUUUCGGUCAGAUCGGCUGUGGGAGUCGUACAUCAAGUGGGAGGCUGAGAACGGGUCAGCUCUGAACGUGACAAAUAUUUACGACCGCCUGUUAGCCACCCCCACACUUGGAUACACUUCACAUUUCGACAAUUUCCAGGAGCACGUGAUGUCGGAGCCGGUGGCGGGCGUGGUGUCGCGCGCGGAGCUGGUGCGGCUGCGCGGGGAGGUGCGGGACGCCGCCGGCGCCGCGCCGCAGCUCGACCUGCCGCCCGGCGAGGACGAGCCGCUUGACCAUGUCGCUUCGGAGGAAGAAGCACAAGCUAUAAAAGAGCGUGUGAUUGCUGCGCGUCGCAAAGUACACAAGACUACCGGCGAACAGGUUGCCGCUCGAUGGACAUUCGAGGAAGGAAUAAAACGUCCAUACUUCCACGUAAAGCCACUUGAACGUUGCCAGUUGAAGAACUGGAAGUCAUACUUAGAGUGGGAGAAACAGCAUGGCUCGCUGAAGAGAGCGCUGGUGCUGCACGAGCGGUGUCUCAUCGCUUGCGCCCUCUAUGAGGAGUUCUGGAUGAGGCUGAUCAAGUUCCUGGAGGAGCGCGUGGAGGCGCACCCGGAGCUGGUGGCGGUGCAGCGCGAGGUGCUGGAGCGCGCCUGCAGCGUGCACCACCUGGACAAGCCCGAGCUGCACCUGCACUGGGCGCACUUCGAGGAGGCGCACGGCUGCCCCGCGCGCGCCGCCGACAUCCUCGACCGCAUCGAGAAGGCCUGUCCCUGCCUCGUGCAGAUACAGUACAGGUGCCUCCAGCCUAUGCGUGUGAACUUGGAACGUCGUCGCGGCGACUACGAGAAGUGCAUACAGCUAUACGAGGGCUACAUCGCGUCGGCGAAGAACAAGUCGGUGGCGUCGGCGCUGAGCAUAAAGUACGCGCGCUUCCUGUUCCACGUGCGGCGCUCGCCCGCGGCCGCGCGCGCCGCGCUGGACGCCGCCGUGCUGCGCGACCCGCUCAACCCGCGCCUGCACGCGCAGCGCCUCGACCUCGCGCUGCACACGCCCGGCACGCCCUACGCUGAGCUCGACGAACUGGUGUCGUCAUACGAGCAGCAGGAGGGCGCGGAGCUAGAGACGAGCGCUAUGAUGGCGUGGCGGCGCCGCGAGCUGGCGGAGGAGCUGGGCGACGCGGCCGCGGCCCGCGCCGCGCAUGCGCACGCGCGCGCUCUCGCCAAACACCUGCGCAAGCGCGCGCGCAAGGACAAGCACGACCCGCCGCCGCCGCCUUGCAACUCGACAGUGGAUUGCACCAAAAAGAAGGAGUGUACUGUGGCGACGACGAACUGCACGCCGACGGCGAGCAGCGGCAACUCGUACUACCAGGCGCCGGCCGCGGCGGCCUCGUACGAGCAGUCGUAUGCGCAGCCCUACCAGCCCGCCUGGGGCUACCAGCAGCCGCCCGGGCCCUACCAGCACCACCCGCACCCCUGGCCGCAGUACCCUAACUAUUACUAGCAUCUGCGGUUACGUGGCGUGGCUUACCCGAUGCCGAACUUCAUUUUUAAACCUUUCUGACGAGGCAUCUCCAUACUAUUUGAAUGCCGGUUGUAUUUACAGUGUCUAAAAUCUUAAAAGACUGCAAAAUCAGUAGUGCGGGCCGACGCAGGCCGAUAUAUUGGCAAUAAGUUUGAAGUGAUUCUUAGGUAAAUAAAUUGUGGUAUUUCAGGAAAAAAAUGUUUAUUGACAUAAACAUAACAAAUAUCUGAGACAUUCAUUACUUAUAAUUUUUAGGAAAUAAAUAUAAUCUUCUCAUU